This is a messenger RNA of Durotheca rogersii, 1522 nucleotides long. RefSeq lists its product as uncharacterized. The coding region runs from base 101 to 1297 and encodes 398 amino acids. The transcript has a single exon. The record is from RefSeq and is a predicted model, not a curated record. NCBI's taxonomy places the organism in Eukaryota, Fungi, Ascomycota, Sordariomycetes, Xylariales, Xylariaceae.
CAGUCCCCCACCCCCGGUCUGAUCCUCCCAGCUUCCUCCAUGCUUCUUGAAGAGCUGUCUGCUUCACCUCCAAUUGUUUCUGUUUUGCCCAACACCGGCUAUGGCCUCUUCAGUCCCAUUCACUGUUGAAGACGUCCACCAGGGCUGGCCCAACGAGCCCAUCCUAUAUCGCAUCCGCGUCCCAGCCCGCGGGGCCGGGGACUCCCAUCCAGGCCAGGUAAUCAGAUACCUGACCGCCCCCAAUCCUCCCAAGGGCGCCAGCGGCGUGCCCGACCACCGCGGCAAGCUCCUGGCGUUCGACGCCGUCCCCGCCGGAGACUGGAACCUCGGGCGUCUUGUCAGCCCCGACGACAGCGCCGAGGGCAAGUUCGUUCUCGCCUCGACGGAGACGGCGCAGCUGGAGGAGGCCGUGGGGCUGCUGGACGGCGGUCCCUCCUGGUGCGACAGGAAAGUCGACCUCGUGGACCUGUUGGAUCCGCUGGACGCUCGCCGCAAGAGCGGCCAGGCCGACGACAACCAGGAUGAUAUUCCGUGCAUGGCCACCGACAUCCAGUGCAUGAACCACAUCUCCGCCGCAGUCCUCCCCACCCCCGCCGGCAUGGCCACCGCCACGCUAGGGCCCGAGGUGAUCGGCGUCUGGGCAUGGCCGCCGGGCCACGCGCACGGCAUCGCGGACGAGAGCCACGUCUACUCCAUCAUCCAGGCUCGCGACCCAGGCAUGGCACCCCGGUUCCUCGCCCACGUCACCGAUAACGGCACGCGCGUGAUCGGCUUCCUGCUCGAGCGCAUCGCGGACGCUCGCGAGGCGGGACCCGCAGACCUGGAGAAGUGUAAAGACACGCUGAGCCGCCUGCACGCGCUGGGCAUCGCCUACGGCGGGCCACUGAAGAGGCACUCGUUUCUAGUCUGCGACGGCGGCGCGGUUCUCCUCCAGGGGUUCGGCGGAUCGUUCGAGACAACUGAUAAGGAGGUCCUGGGCCGUGAGCUCGAGGGUCUCGAGCAGGUUCUGGCUCAGCAACCCUCGGAGCUGGAGAAGUUCAACGCACCGGUCGACAUAAAGCUCAGCGACAGAUUGGUCGAGUUUCGGAGCCAUGGGCUCACGCAUCCAUUCGUGCACUGGCAGCUCGCAAACAGCAAGCGCGUCACAUUGACGGCCGAGCAACACAGGGAGAUGGUUGCUGAGCUCGCGGCAAACAACUACCGCUGGACCGAGGAGGACAUGGAGAGGGCGAAGCAGCGCUUCGGAGGGUCGGCGGACGUGGCCGUUGUCGGUGCUGCUGGUGAGCCAACUGGCUGAAGUUGGAGCACGUCUGCAUUGUGUUCUAGCAAAUGGAGGCACGGCAAGUUUAAUGAUUUACAGGAUAUCGGGUAUGAAUGUACUGACGGCCUUUAAGUGGAGACCUGCUCCUACUGUGUCUGCUGUUUAUCAGUUCCUCGCCAGCAAGCAUGGAUUCGUAGCAAAGUACGUGCUCGUCUAGAAGUAAUUGGAGCUUCUGGUACCAAUGGUACAAUUGCCUCUCCU